AUGCCCAUACACUUCACGACCGGGUACCCGGCGCCGGUUAACCCGCCGGACGAGCCGCUGUCGCUGAUCGUGGUGACGGAGCGCGGCGUGCAGCGCGCGUGGCCGGGCCGCGCCGCCGCCGCGCGCCACUCGCUCGACGCGCUCAACGUGCGCGCCAUCGACUUCCACUACUCCAACAGGAGCAUCUGCUACGUGCACCACAACCUGAGCCGCUCGGCGCUGGUGUGCGCGCGCGCCGACGACCUGACCGCGCGCGUCACGCUGCCCUCGCCCACGCUCUUCCCCAACCUCGACGCCGUGAGCCACCUGCGCAUCGACUGGGUGGGCAACAACUGGUACUUCGUGGACGAGCAGCGCGGCGCGCUGUACGUGUGCGCGGCGGCGCUGGACAGCUGCCGGCUGCUGCUGGACGCCGGCCUGGCCAAGCUGCACGGCCUGGCGCUCGACCCGGCGCGCGGGCGCAUGUACUGGUGCGUGUGGGGGAGCUCCGAGCCGGCGGUGGAGACGGCGCGCAUGUGGGGCGGCGCGCGCGCGGCGCUGGUGCGCCACAAGCUGGUGUACCCGGGCGCGCUGGCGCUGGACGCGGCCGCGCGCCGCCUGCACUGGGCCGACGCCUACCUCGACACGCUCGAGGACGCGCGCGCCGACCCCGCCCUCCCCGCCGACCGCGCCGACCCCGCCGACCGCGCCGACCGCGCCGACGCCGCCGACCCCGCCGCGCUCGCAAGACGCACGCGCGCUAGAGGCCUGCAGUUGCAAAUAUGA
Molecule: messenger RNA, 765 nt
Organism: Ostrinia nubilalis (European corn borer)
Lineage: Eukaryota; Metazoa; Arthropoda; Insecta; Lepidoptera; Crambidae
Product: prolow-density lipoprotein receptor-related protein 1-like
Exons: 6
Coding region: 1-765 (254 amino acids)
Biological process (GO): canonical Wnt signaling pathway
Molecular function (GO): Wnt-protein binding; Wnt receptor activity
Source: RefSeq, a predicted model, not a curated record